This is a messenger RNA of Oldenlandia corymbosa var. corymbosa, 3520 nucleotides long. Lineage: Eukaryota; Viridiplantae; Streptophyta; Magnoliopsida; Gentianales; Rubiaceae. The record is from the annotation of a GenBank genome assembly.
AAAAAAAAAAAAAAAAAACAGCAUCAUCGCAUUUAACGGUACAAACUGAAUCCAGUUUUUGUAUUAUUUCCUGUUCCUCUCUUCACUUCCUACCCACAAACACACACUCACACAGUACAGAGUGGUGUAGCAGAGCAGAGACCCCCGCAUGAGCAAAAUAGUCGGCGCUCCAACACUGAUUCAAAAACAUUUUUGAUUCCCACAAAAAAAAAAGAAAAAAAAAAGAUUCAAAGAAUCCAUCUUUGUGGUAAUGACUGCUCUGCUCGACAGCAGAAGCUUUUUGUUCGUACAAAAUCAUCUUUAAACUUCCAUAGUCACAUGGAAGGAACGAGUCACCAGAGGUGCCAAUUGGAAACACUGCCUUUAAAUGACUAUUGGAGGCUCUCUGAGUGUAUGGAAAAUUUGCAGCUGAAGUCAAUGGUCUCUCCCAAAGGAACCUCAAAGUCUAAAGGGUCACCACCUGAGUCAGAGGUAGAAGUUCCAAUUUCACAAAGAGCAUCACAAACUCUUUGGGCAACUGGAAAGCUCGCCGAACCGAUUCCUGAUGGUUUUUACUUCAUCACUCCGGAAAGAAGAUUCAAAGAGUUUUAUGAUACUAUACCCACUCUAGACGAACUUCAAUAUCUAGAGUCAGAAGGCUUCAGACCCAAUGUUAUUCUGGUUGACUCAAACAAGGAUAAGAAGCUUUUAAUGUUGAAGCAGCUUGCUUUGACAUUGGUAAAACGACCAAGUUCAAGCCCUGCUGUUGCCAUUAAAAAGAUAGCAGCACUGGUAUCUGAUUUUUAUAAAUCGUCAAAUAUGGAAGCAAGCAUGCCAAAAGAUGGCCUUGAGGAAGUCCGUCGUCAAUUGGAGAAUCAUGGCAUCCAAAUGUUGUGUCAAAUAAAGCAAGGAACAUGCCACUCCAGGGCAAUCUUGUUCAAAGUUUUAGCAGACUCUGUAGGUGUUGACUGUAAAUUAAUGGUGGGUCUGCCUCGGGAAGGUGUGGUGGAGCGAAUAGACUCGUUCAAGCACAUGUGUGUUACAGUAUUUGUUGAUUCAGUGGAAUUUAUAAUAGAUCUUUUGCAUUUCCCUGGAAAACUGACACCAUGUACAUCAGAAGCAGUCUUUCACUGUCACAUGGUUGCUUCUCAGAGUGAGACAGCCUUAAAUUCGUAUGAGUCUCCUAUGGAACCAUGUAGUCCUAUUUGCGGCCUUUCAGGCCAAGUCGAUAUUGAAGGUGCUGAUUUUGAAGAGUAUCUGCAGCCCACAUAUCGAAGUAAGCUAGAAGCUUCCACAAGUUUUUCUGGCUCAUCUAUGAGGAGUGUCCAGGUGAAAGCAAAAGCCUCCAUUGAGCAGAAGUCGAACGUAUCGCAUAGUGAACCUGAUGUAACAAAUGGAUUAUGGUGGUUGAGCCAUAAGCAUGCCAUUGCUGAGCCAAGCACAGCAACUUCAAGUCCGGAGCCUUCUUUCUUCCGUGGCCAUGGGAGAUCCAUGCUUGGGGGUCGCACACGUUCUUUCAAAGAGUGCAACAAUAAUGUUAUAACUUCAAGGUCCGCUGGGGCAUCUCCAAUUGAUGCACGUAGGAGAAGGAGGCGCUGUAUUAGCAUGGUUCCUGAGAUUGGUGAUGAUAUUGUAAGGGCUGUUCGAGCAAUGAAUGGUGCACUUAAAAGGAAUCAGGUUUCUAAGGAAAAUGUGAAUGCCAGUAGUAACUGCUUGGGAGCUGAGAAGGAUGCCAAUAUAGAUAAUCAAGAAACGGUUUCGAGAUUUUAUCCAGAUGAUCAAGGUGAAAGAGUGACAACAGAAAAAUUUCAAGAAAAACCUAUGAAUUCUCAGAGGGCAAUGUCGUUACCUUCAUCACCUCGCUAUUUUACAAAUUAUGCCUCUGGAAGGUGUGAGGCAGCAGAAUUUCUGAGAGGUCCAGAUAUGAUCUCAAAAAUGAACAAGAUGCUUGAAGUGGAAAAGAUUCUGAACAAACAGUUGUUUCCCUUUCAAGAGUGGAACAUAGAGUUUUCUGAAUUAACUGUUGGAACACGUAUUGGAAUUGGUUUCUUUGGGGAAGUUUUCCGUGGGAUGUGGAAUGGAAUACAAGUUGCCAUCAAAGUUUUUCUUGAGCAAGACUUAACUGUAGAGAAUAUUGAAGAUUUUUGCACAGAAAUAUCCAUCUUAAGCCGUGUUCGUCACCCAAAUGUUAUCUUGUUUCUCGGUGCAUGCACAAAGCCUCCACAUUUGUCCAUGGUGACAGAAUACAUGGAAAUGGGAUCCCUGUAUUACCUCAUUCAUGUGAGUGGGCAGAAAAAGAGGCUAAGCUGGCGUCGGAGAAUCAAAAUGCUAUGUGAAAUAUGCAGGGGUCUAAUGUGCUUACACCGGAUGAAAAUAGUACAUCGUGAUCUCAAAAGUGCAAAUUGUCUGGUGAAUAAGAACUGGACGGUCAAAAUUUGUGAUUUUGGGCUCUCUCGCGUGAUGACAACCAGACCUAUGAAAGAUUCUUCAUCUGCAGGCACUCCAGAGUGGAUGGCCCCUGAACUUAUACGGAAUGAACCUUUCACCGAAAAAUGUGACAUUUUUAGCUUUGGUGUGAUUAUAUGGGAACUAUGUACACUCAAUAAGCCAUGGGAUGGCAUACCAUCUGCCCAAGUAGUGUAUGCAGUGGGUAAUGAUGGGAAAAGUCUGGAAGUUCCUGAGGGUCCUCUGGGCAAAUUAAUUACAGAUUGUUGGGGACUACCAGAUGAACGACCAAGCUGCAGGGAUAUUCUCUUGCGCCUACUUGAUUGUCAAUCAACACUGUGCUAGCUUGACUGGUUUUUUUAUCAAAUUUUCGUGUCACUCAGCACUUGUGACGUUUAGCAUUUCUGGAAAAGGUAUGCCCUAAAGUUUAAGAUCCCAUAUUAAGUGCCAACCACAUUUAUACUUGUGUGUGUGCUCACUAAGAUCCAUGCUUGCAGAAGUGUCUGUUGGAGCAGUUCUUCUCGCAUUCUGAAAGCCUGGAAUACAUAGUGGGAGAUUAUUUCAUAAAUAUAGUGAAACACGUAGGAUAGGAUAGUACAAUAUGAAACACAAUAAGGGCGAAAUUGCCACUGAAAAUUAGCACGCAAACAAGAGCUAGGGACUGUUGUUUUAUAGUUUAUGCUUGAAUCUCUCGUUGAUCUGUUGUUCUAAAAUUAGAAUGCAGCAGAUGUAUAGAAUGCCCGAGUCGAAAGAAUAACGAGAAACAAUGGCGGUAAAAGCCAUUGAGUUCGAGCUAGAAUUCAGGUUACCUCCUGAGAAUGCCCUUGAUUCAGCACAAGGCAUAUUAUUUAGCUCCAGCAAAAAUCUGGAUUUAAAUAGCUUCUUGGGCGCCAAGGGAAAUACCAACAAAUUUUGAUAGAUAUAGCUACAUAGCUCAUAGCAGUGUAAUGAUUCCUCAGAUCGAGAACAUUACUGUUUCCCAUUAUGUGUUUAUCGAGAAUAUACGAAUACUCAUUCUGUCCUGAAGAAAAAAGAAAGGAAUUUUUUUUCUUUUUUUUUUUGUAUUAAAAUUGUUAGUUUUAUUUAUCAUUAUCAU